GAAAACCACGGCUCCCGGCAUGCAGCGCGGCGUCGCGCCCUUCCGCUUCCGGCCGCCGCGGAGCGCCGCGUCCGCCCCGCGGGAACACCGCUGCCGAGGCGGUGACAGGAGCUGCGGCGGGGCUGGGGCCGAGCGCCGCGGGCGGGUGGGCAGCGCCGGGGGCGCCCAGCGCGCUCCCCGUCUCCCAGCGGGGCCCGGCCGGGCUCCCCGCCGCCGUCUCGGGGGUCACCUUCAUGGGCGGGCGGUAGCGCGGGGCCCGGGGCCUGCGAGGCGCCGCGGCGGCGGCGGGGCCCGGGGCCAUGUUCGUGCAGGAGGAGAAGAUCUUCGCGGGGAAGGUGCUGAGGCUGCACGUGUGCACCGUGGAUGGCGCCGAGUGGCUGGAGGAGGUCUCGGAGGACACCACGGUGGAGAAGCUCAAGGAGCGCUGCCUCAAGCACUGUGUGCCUGGCAGCCUGGAGGAUCCGAAAACAGUGACACAUCAUAAGUUGAUACAUGCUACUUCUGAGAAGGUGCUGACAGACACAAAAACAGUGUUAGAAGAGAACAUUCAAGACAGAGUUCCAAGCUGUGACCUCUCAGCGUCUACUCUCGGCUUUGACGUGAGGAAGCUAAUAAGAUGGCAAAAAGGGAAGAGGAAAGAGACUUUUUCUCCAGGAAAAAAACACAAUGUCUUGCUCUUAAUAAAGAAGCGUGCGCCACCUCCACUCCCCAAAAUGGCAGAUGUGUCAGCAGAGGAAAAAAGGAAACAGGAGCAGAAAGCUCCUGAUAAAGAUGCUAUUCUCAAAGCAACUGCAAAUCUUCCUUCUCGCAAUGUAGAUCGCACUGUGGCCCAUCACAACAUGAGGGAUUUUCCUUUCUUGCAGUUCCAGACAGAGCUCCGGAAGAUCUUAGUUUCUCUCAUAGAAGUUGCACAGAAAUUGCUAGCGCUGAACCCAGAUGCAGUUGAGCUAUUUAAGAAGGCAAAUGCCAUGCUGGAUGAAGAUGAGGAAGACAGAGUGGAUGAGAUAGCUCUGCGACAGCUUACAGAAAUGGGGUUUCCAGAGAGCAGAGCUGUCAAAGCCCUUCGGUUAAAUCAUAUGUCAGUGACACAGGCCAUGGAGUGGUUGAUAGAACAUGCAGAUGACCCUACAGUGGAUGCUCCGCUUCCUGGUCAGGCUCCAUCAGAAGCCACAGCUGAAGCUGGUGCGUCCUCUGCUGAAGCGACUGCAGGUCCUAGUUCGGAAGCUGGUGGGGAAGAGGCCAAAGAUGAGCUGACAGAAAUAUUCAAGAAGAUCCGGAGGAAAAGAGAGUUUCGUCCAGACCCACGAGCUGUCAUUGCCCUGAUGGAGAUGGGAUUUGAUGAAAAAGAAGUGGUAGAUGCACUGAGAGUAAACAACAACCAGCAAAAUGCAGCUUGUGAAUGGCUGCUGGGAGACAGAAAGCCUUCUCCAGAGGACUUAGAUAAGGGAAUUGACACCAAUAGCCCUCUCUUCCAAGCCAUCUUAGAAAACCCCGUGGUACAGUUAGGGCUAACAAACCCUAAAACUCUACUAGCCUUCGAGGAUAUGCUUGAAAACCCCUUGAACAGCACUCAGUGGAUGAAUGAUCCAGAAACUGGGCCCGUCAUGCUACAGAUCUCUCGAAUCUUCCAGACACUGAACCGCACGUAGAAGGGAAUGCUGGUCCGCUGUGCCACUCCCUACUGUCCCUUGCCUCACCUUCCCAACGGGAGCGGGCAUGGAUUGCUGGGGUGGGGUGGAGAAAAAGCGUCCCCCCCCCAAAUGGGGAUGUCUCAUGUGAGAGCAUAUGUAGGUAUGGCCAACCCAAAGUUAAUUGCCUUGUGGAUUUAGUGUUAGUGGAAGAGGUUUGAAGACUUAUUUUUGUUUUCAGGUGUUAGGUCGAAAAUAAAAUAUAUCCAAAUAUAGGAAAAGGUUUUGUGAAAGCAAUUAAGCAUCUGAUUGAUAAGGAAAUAUGAUGAUAUUGCUCAUGUUUUAAGCUCCUUGGUAAAAAGGCCUGUGACAGUAGUUUACUAGCCAGUUUCACUAGCAUCUGGCUAGUGUUUACAAGAGGUCACUGACCACUAGCAUAGGAUAUUAAUCAUCUCCAUACAGUAUUAACUUAUGGGUAUAACAAAUUAUAAAAUGCUUUUUUAAAUUGAUUCUUAGGAAAUGUUUUUUUAAAAAAAAGUCCAAAUAUUGGGAGAGCAAGCACAUUUCUAUCCAAAUUUGUUUGUCUUGCAUUAUAAUUUAAACAGAAUAAUUCAUAGAUGGAAUUCCUUUAAUAAAUAGCAUUACUUUUUCCUAUUUAUUUUCUGUGUUAGUGUUGUUCAAGUCCUACAGGGUUUAGACUUGUAGGUGAUUCUCUGUCAGCUACAUUAAAGAUGCAGUAUCUCUUUCAUGACAGAACUUGCAACACCAACACUUGGAUUCUCAAGGGCUGCAAUUCGUAAGCUUAUACUCUGCCAUAUCCUAGUGCAAGGAGGAUGUAUUCACACUGCGUUUUUUUUCCGUUUUGAUGUGCAUGGUUUUGGAAAGGGAGACUUAUGUUGUUGAGUUUAUUUUUCAGACUCUGUUUACAAAAAGAUACUGAUUUGCAUGGGUUUUCAUUGAUUGGUAAUCUGCAAAUAAGCAGAAAUGCUAAUGUUUUUAUUUUGCUUAAGGUAUUUAAAAGCGCGCUUGAAAUUACUAUCUUUGAGAUAGAAGUGUUUUUUCUCACUGCUUUUUUUAACCCUGGAAAUACCAAGAAUGUCAGGCUAUGUCUUUCCUAGUUUUAUCAGAAGACUGACUUGAGAUUUCGGACAGAAAUUGUGAGCUUCUAACAAAACAACUUGCUAGUGAAUAUCCAGCUAGAUUUUUGUUAUGAUUGGGCUAUGGAGGAGUUGCUUUUUAAUAGUCCAAAACAUUUUUUUUCUUUUCAACUUAGUACCACAUGAUUGACAUCUGUCAUAAUCUGUCAAGUCUUGUAAUCCACAGCUUUUUUGCGGAAAGGCAGGCUAUGCAAGACCUGCUUCUCCAAAAUACAGAGCAACCAGAGAGAGGUCGUAUUCUUAAACAGCACCAAGGUAUCUGUCAGAGGGCUAUCCUGAGUAGCUCUGCAGUCACCUUUUAAGUGUGGUUUUUGUGUUGUUGCUGGGUUUUUUGUGUGUGUGGUUCUGGGGCUUUUUCUUUCUUUAAAAAGAAAAAUGCAGCAAGAUGUAACCCGAAACCCUGCAACAAGUUUUGGCCUGAACUUGGCAUCUGAUUUAUGCUAUUAUGCAGCUGAGGCACUGAAGUUGCCAAUUUCACAUAAUUAAUAUGAAGGGUGGGGAAAUCAAAACAGCAUGAGAUUUUAUCUUGGCUUACUAUCCCAGUGUUUUUUUUAUUUUUGUUUUUUGUAAUUUCAUAUUAAGCUUGCACUUCAUGAGAGUGCUGAAAUAUUUACUUUUACACCUGAAAACUCAGAGCUUUAUAGAGGUUUAUCUUCUGUUCAAAUUGGACAGUAACACCAUUUUCUCAGACUCUGUUAAGAACAGAUUGACAACAUGACAGGAAAUUCUAACUUCUUUCUGUAGCUGUAAAAGCAAGGAACCUGAUCCUGCAACCCUGUGAAUUUGAUGCAACUACUCAUGAGCAGCUAUGACUAAAGGUUGUGGCGUUAUAAAAAGCUUUCUUUGUUGUUUUUUUCUCAUUCCCUGCAGUUUCUGAUGUGUAAUACUACCAGAGGACGUUAAUACUUGAAGUUCUAAGUGUUUUCCCUACUCUAUCGGGGUUCUUAUAAAUGUUUCCUUUUAGUGAUUCUUUCUAGAAGACAAAGCUGGGAAAGAAAAACUACCCUGUAAUAUUUUUUUGGCUUUUGUAUAAUCAAGUACAGCUUCAGACUUGCUGAACAGAUACCUGGGUAGCAGUCAUGGCCUUUUAAUGAAUCUUUACAUUCUUCAAAGACCAUUUCCAUGCUUCUGUUAUUUCAGUGAUACAUGAUUGGACUCUGAAGUGGCCGUAGAGCUUCCAGACAGACCAGGCAAGGAUCAUCUCUCAAUUUUAGAUUCAUCUAAAAGUUUGGUCUCUGGUUUGCUCAAGGUAGAGCCUAGUUGUGAUAUGGCAAGAACAAGCAACCCACCUCACCUGUUGCUGCUAAGAGGAGAAUAUGGAUGAUUAACUUGAACCAGCUGCCUAAUUUUUAGAUGGCUGAAGUUGGGUGAAUUCCCAAUAUAUAGGGUCUAACCAGCUUCAGAGGAGCAGAGUGGCUCACUCUUGAGGAUGAAAGUUCUGCUGCUCGUGCAUGCCUGCAUUACCCCCACAGCAAUGGGAUUGGUCACGGCUGGUACUGCCAGUGCCCGUUACUAAACUGCAUCAUCUUCAGUGUCAGUUUGAUCAGGGUGAUAACUUUUAUCAGAGCUGCCUCCCUCAGUAUGCCUGAGCAGAAUUGGUGCCGGUGAUCCUUUUAUUAAAAACAGAAAAAAGCAUCAGGAAAGCAUAAUCAGGUAACAGAUGAAGGUGAGAAUGCCCAGGCUCCCCAACAUAACCUAGUGCUGCAACUACAGUUAGAAGCCUUGUGGGUUAAAGGCAUACUGCAUCUUUAAAACACUUGAAAGCUUGAGAAUGUGGUUAUUUCUGGCUCUCCUUCCAGAGCUCAAUACUUGCACAGCUUAAGUGUUAGUGUGUUCUUCCUGAUUUGCCAAACUGUUUUGUUUCUUGGUAUGGCUUUAGCAAAGUCUUGAUUGUCUGAGAAGUUUCCAGUAGCUGAAAUAGGCCAGAACUUUUGAGGUGUGAUGUUUCCGGCAAGGCCCAGGAGUUGAUUUAAAACAAAUAAAAACUAUCCUUAAAGUUAAAUUACCGUUCAAGGAAUUGAUAAGACAAUAGUGUUGUCUUUUGGGUAUGAAUUAGCACUAGACUGUGGAGCUGUAUGUCCCAUGGCACCUGGGUGUAUUGCUACUUCAUCAUGGUUAAGGUGUGUGUUUGGGGAGAGGGGUUAAGUCCAUUCAUGCUUGCAAAAGUAUUGAUGAUCUUUUCUCUCUCCUUUCCUGCCCCCCCCCCCAAAAAAAAAAGGAAGGAAGUGGGGGGGGGGGAAAGAAAAAACGCUGUUACUGAGUUAGGCUGUUCAGAGACAGGUCUCCAGGCACAAGGAGCGUGUGUAGUGAGACUACUGCCUGGGGACAAACUGUCUUGUUCUGUGGCUGAAGGGUGGAGGACUGGUGGUUCUGGUCUGUGAACCACUGAUUUCCUUAAGUUUUGUGGGAAAGAACUACUCACAGGAGUGAGGAUUUGCAGGUUCAUGUCCUGUGCUCGUAUCUGAUCAACUUAUAACUAGCAAAGACGUGUCACAUUUGGGUGUCUCAUAGCAUUGUCAAGGGACUAUUUGGAAGACCCAUGAAAUCAAGGAAAGAUGAGGAAGUGGGGUGGUAGGUGGCUCAUCCAGUGCAGUACCUAGUUCUUACAGUUUUUUGCCCCAUCAGUUGAUAUGGACAAUCUUCUACCUUUUGAUAUUACAUGACUCUUGAAAGCUAGCUAUUUAUUUAAAUAUAUAUAACUUAUAAUUUUUGUCAUCAAGGCUUUGAUAUUUUUAAUAGAAAUGUACUAUAUGGAAGUUUGUUCUCAGGGCUUCAUAUUUAUACUCUCUUUAUAAGGGGGAUACAUUUAAAGGGAUGUAUUUGGGAAAAAUGCUGUUGGCCACUUUGCAACUUGGACCUUGAUUGGUCUUGACCUGUGAGACUGAGCUAGCAUAAUUCUCCUAAUAAACCUCUAGUGUUAGAUACAGUCCAAAGAAUCUGCCAUUCUUUUCUCUCCUUGUGAGUAGUGGCCUGAGUCUUCCUUUAAGAUUGCCGCAUCGCUACAUCAGCAUGGUCACACAAGAUUACCCAGCCACUUCACGGUUCGUUGAUCUUUACACCAUAUUAAGGACACUUCUGGUCUCCAAGCAGCUGGAAAAUUAACUUGCCCUGUUUCUAGUACGGUUAUUAAUAAACUUCGGCUGUUCUAGGAAGGCGCAAGGUUCACUCCUUCCAGAGCUCUUAAACUCCCAGCUAAUUGCAUCUUUUUGGCUGCUUGCAGCCUGUCUUGGGUACGUCCCAGAACCUUGACCCCCAUCUACUCUCCUCGUUCUCACGGAAUCAGACUUGUCUUUGGGGGAUUGAUCUUCCUAUCCAAGAAAUACUUAAGUGGUUAUUGAAAUCCUUCUUGGUUGGGAGAGUUGUCUUGGGGGGGCCUGAGAAUCUUUAAUAUACUUUGAAAGUUGUUUAAAUAAGCAUUGCACCAAAUGAAUGUAUCAUGACGCUGUCAGCAAAUGUUGCCUAUAGAACAGGUACAGAGGUUCACAGUGAUCUCAAUUUCAAUGGCAGCUUUCCAAAAGUAGUGUGCAUGGGAUAGUAUCUCAUCCAAAGUAAAAGCCCCAUUUUUCUGCUUUUAAUAAGUGGCAUUUUUAUUAACUGGUAGAAUAGCAGCACUUGCAGCAGGGUAUUUCCAUCCAGUUAUAAGUCCUUAUGCUUUGAGGUAUAAGCGAACUAGUGACCGAAUCCUCCUCUCUGGACUGAUGAUUCGCCUGAAGCGUCUGUCGGCUGCUGUCAGAGCUAGGAGAGUCAGUUAGCUCAGCCAGGGUGGCAAUCCCUGGGUUCCUACGGAGGAAACACAAGCUGUGGGUAGUGAGUCUACAUGAAUGUGGUACCGUGACUGUUGUUGUCACCUGCAUCCUGAUAUCUAGGUAUAACAAAAGGUUUGUUAAGGACCUCUUGCCCUAAAGAUCUUCAAUGCAGAACUUUUUGCAGCAUAGGAAUUUCAGUAAACAUAAAUGCAUUAAAUUCUUUCUGAAUUUGGAUAUAGCUUUAUAUCAUGCUUUGGGGAGAGGAAAGCAACUGAAUCAUGUUUUAAACUAAGCCCAACAAAACCAAGCGUCUCUUGUUGCAGCAGGUAACAGAGGCCCCAUAGAGUGUUUUUAAUUUGCGUAUUUUUAUCAUAGCUUAAUGAACUGUACAAGAAUGUGAUUUGCUAUCCAGCACUUACAGCAGCACCAGUAAAAUUAUAUUGCGAGGUACUGACUUAACAUUUUUCAUUUCACCUGUGUAUAAAAUAAUUAGGUACAGCGUAUGGUAACUUUUAUAUGGAACAGACACUGAUGUGUGGCAUGCACAGCUGUUUUGAAGAUGUAAUGUUACUUUUAUGAGGCUUAGCUAGGGCAGACCUCACUGAGCCUGUGGAGUUCGGGGUUCAUUCUAGGCACGCCAGCGUGGGUCACUGACCUCUCCCGCACGGGAAAACCGGCGGGCUUUGCUUCGUGCAGGAGCCCUGCAGGCAAAAUCAAGAAAUUGCUACUGAUCUGUUAACCUUUAACCAGUCAAAGUGUUGUCUACUGAAAUGUAUUCCUCGAAGUUAGCCGGGUCGCUAGCAAAGCCUGACCUGUUCAAACUGAAACCGGUUACCUGCCUUCAGCAUGUGGCGGAGUCAUACCCAAGAACGAGACUAGAAUGAACGCUGAGUCUUUAAACCUGCUCUCACACACACACUAAGGACACUGAUGUUGUGUGUUGUAAAUUUAUAAUAUAUCUUAAAAAUAAAAGUUUUUUGAUUUAUUACAA
Messenger RNA from Dromaius novaehollandiae (emu), 7522 nucleotides. RefSeq names its product UBA domain containing 1 (gene UBAC1). Lineage: Eukaryota; Metazoa; Chordata; Aves; Casuariiformes; Dromaiidae. Gene Ontology annotation, cellular component: ubiquitin ligase complex. The transcript is spliced from 11 exons. Bases 300 to 1649 code for a protein of 449 amino acids. The record is from RefSeq and is a predicted model, not a curated record. Gene Ontology annotation, molecular function: protein binding.